AUGGCCGAGGAAGAAAAAAUCAGGACGGAAUCAAGACGGAACUGGUCAGAGCUCCGAUUAGAGCUACUAGAGUUAAUCUUGAAAAGACUUGCUCUCGUUGACAUGGCUCGCUUUAAACUCGUUUCUAAAUCCUGGUAUGCCGCUGCAAAAUCAUAUAUCUCUAGCCCUGUAACUUACAAACCCUUGGUGCCUCAAGCUCCAUGGCUCCUGCUCCCUCGACGACGUAGUGACGGUGAUGAUGGCCGCUUCUUUAGCCUCUCAGAGAAAAAAGUUUACAUCUUUAGGAACCUGUUUGAAGGCUUUGGCGAUCAUGAACUGUUGGGUUCUUCACAUGGGUGGCUGGUGAUGUGGGACUCCAACCUACUCAGAAUACACCUUUUCAACCCCAUCUCUAGGGUUAGAAUUCUACUCCCACCUCUAGGGUUUCAGGGCAUUCUCAGCGCUUUCUUAUCCUCGGAUCCGUCUUGCAACAGCACCUUUUACGUUGUGGUAGUUUACACAGAGAAAGAAGAUACAAGAAUAGCAUUCCAUAAGCAUAGUGAUGAUCAAAACAACACUGCUACUUGGACUGACUUGGAUAGUGUAGAUGGAGGAUUUGGUGAGAUUUUUUUCCACCACAGCCUUCUGUUGGGAAUGUCUUUAGACUCGAAUUCAAUUAGAGUUUGCGAUUUCGGGGCAACCACCUCUCGCAUCAAAACUAUUGAUUUCCAACCUCCUGAGAGGGAUGCAGAACAACUUAAUUAUGGACGUUUAUUUGGUGGAAUCACAAGGUGA
This is a messenger RNA of Fragaria vesca subsp. vesca, 774 nucleotides long. RefSeq names its product putative F-box/kelch-repeat protein At4g12820-like. Lineage: Eukaryota; Viridiplantae; Streptophyta; Magnoliopsida; Rosales; Rosaceae. Gene Ontology annotation, molecular function: protein binding. The record is from RefSeq and is a predicted model, not a curated record. The transcript has a single exon. The coding region runs from base 1 to 774 and encodes 257 amino acids.